This is a messenger RNA of Serpula lacrymans var. lacrymans S7.9, 1448 nucleotides long. RefSeq lists its product as uncharacterized. The record is from RefSeq and is a predicted model, not a curated record. Bases 47 to 1081 code for a protein of 344 amino acids. NCBI's taxonomy places the organism in Eukaryota, Fungi, Basidiomycota, Agaricomycetes, Boletales, Serpulaceae. The transcript has 4 exons. Gene Ontology annotation, cellular component: SAGA complex. Gene Ontology annotation, biological process: RITS complex assembly; regulatory ncRNA-mediated heterochromatin formation; regulation of transcription by RNA polymerase II.
ACGACGAACAAGCAUUCUUUUUCAUACGCCAUCGUUGUUGCUGACGAUGACGCUCAAGCUAAAGCCCACCAGCAAAUCACCCUCGCCGUUCUCGUGGAACACCCUUGCGCCUUCGACGCCUCCUCGCUCACCUGCACCGGACCUGACGUCCCUCCCUUCCCCGCCAACUUCAUGGCUCUCCGCACGCGACAUGAAAAUUUACGGCGCACAGCCGCUCAGGUCGGAUAUAGGGGUCGUAAGGUGUAAUGAUUGCGACAAGCCCAUUCUUAAAAGUGCUGCCGCGGAGCAUGCCAAAAACUGCUAUGAUAUCCGGAUUGGGAAGAAAGCCGUGAAAGGCAAAGUUAGCGAUGUCGAAGGCAAGAAACGUAAAGCUGAAGAUGAGCCAGAGGACCCUUCACAGCCCAACAAGAAGAAAGCCAAGCCUGCCACAAAGGUUACCAAGGGGCGAUUUAAAGGUCCCGUUGACUACGACAAACAGUGUGGUGUAAUUAAUGAUAAGAAUCUUCCCUGCUCUCGCUCGUUAACUUGCAAAUCUCAUUCGAUGGGAGCAAAACGUGCUGUCCAGGGUCGCUCAAAAGCAUACGAUGAGCUUCUCCUCGAGUGGAAUCGUGCAAACAAUCCAAAUUGGGUCGAGCCUGUAAAGAAAGAAACCAAGGCAGAGAAGAAGGAAAAACGUGAUAAGGAGAAAGCAGAGAAGAAACGUCUUGCGAUGGAGGCUGCUGCUGCUGCUGGGAUUGACCUUAGCAAAACUGUUGGCCCCAAGAAGGUGGGGAAGAAAGCUGCUGCUGCCGCUGCGGCAGUAGCUGCGGCCACACGUUUGGCGGAGGGCGAUGAUGGUACAGAGAACCUGGAUGACAUCGACUCGGAGGUCGAAGUUGAUGCAAUGGUGAAGUCGGUUCAGAACGCACGGUUGAAGGGCAUUAUAGGAGUCCCAUUAGCAGUCCCAUGCGAUGCAGGCUCGUGGUUUGUAGCGCGCAGGGAACGGCUAAGGAACUGCAGAGACCUUCUGGCUGGCGCCCUCAUGCCUAACGGGAGAACUGGGAUAGCUGGCGGUGUCACUACUGGCGCAAGGCUCACAUAGGAGGCUUUUAUUGUCUCUUUUCAUCUGUAUCGAUCUCGACACCCUUCCUGUGCUAGGCAUAACAACCCACCCGCCAUUCCGUCUUUGCAUUCCAAGUACCCUUGUAAUUUUGUUGUCAGACCAUUUAUCGUGUACUCGCCACGGACUCUCGCACUAUCAUUACACACAUCGCAAGUAACUAUUUUCUCAUGAACUGUUAAUUUAAAUCAUGUAGCUUUUAUAAAUACCAUCCCCCUCAGAUAUUGCAUUCUCCCCCCCUGUCCGCAGAAUGAGUGUUCUAUGAAAGCCAUUCGCAUCUUCUCAUAGUGUAAUAGUCCAAAAUAAACUCAUAGGAUCCUACUCAUGCUCAAUGUUGCGAAUUCAAGUC